Ictalurus punctatus (channel catfish) is the source of this 1620-nucleotide messenger RNA. RefSeq names its product SET and MYND domain containing 3 (gene smyd3). Gene Ontology annotation, molecular function: protein binding. Bases 201 to 1496 code for a protein of 431 amino acids. The record is from RefSeq and is a predicted model, not a curated record. Gene Ontology annotation, cellular component: nucleus. Lineage: Eukaryota; Metazoa; Chordata; Actinopteri; Siluriformes; Ictaluridae. The transcript is spliced from 12 exons.
AUGAAUACUGCUAAAUAAGUUAUAGUGUUCUUGAAGUUGAACUUGAAAAUAUUUUUAAAGAGUUGGUAGAAGUCUUAAAUACAGAACUCAAAACUCAAUUUAAAAUUAAUAUUACUUUAAUUCAGUUGAAUCAACGCGAUGGCCGUAUUUUAUGCGUAAAUAGAGCGCUUUGUGUCAGUCUUGAGUGCUUGAGUGAGAAAAUGGCGGUCUCCUCUGUGAGGUGUAAAGUGGAGAGUAAAAUGGAGCGGUUUAUUAGUCCGGGGAAAGGAAACGGAUUACGGGCUCUGAGUGAAAUUAAACCUGGACAACUGAUUUAUUCAUCGGAACCAAUCGCUUUCUGUGUAGCCGAAAAGUUUUUAAAAUCCACCUGCCAGACCUGUCUCUGCAGGGGUGAGAGUUUAUUGAGAUGUUCUCAGUGUAAGAGUUCUCGGUACUGCAGUGUUCAGUGUCAGAAAGAGGCAUGGCCUGAACAUAAAAGAGAAUGUAAAUGUCUUCAGCAUGUGUACCCGAGAGUUCCCACUGACUCGGUCCGACUGACGGCCAGAAUCAUCUUCACGCUGCUCAGUGAUCCUGCAGCAGACUCACAGGAGCUUUACUCUAUAACUGAACACCAAUCACAUCUGGAGGAGAUGAGUGAGGAGAAGAGAGAAGGUCUGGUUCAGCUCUGCUCCAUGUUAAAGCUCUAUUUGGACUCUGAUGUUUCUCAGCUGCCAAGUGGUCUGGAUCCCAUGAGUCUUCUCGCAAGGGUAAUGUGUAACUGUUUCAGUGUGAGUGAUGGAGAGCUGCAGGAUGUGGGAUUGGGACUGUACCCCAGCAUGUCACUGUUAAACCAUGACUGCAGGCCGAACUGUGUGAUGAUGUUUGUGAGGAAGAAACUCAAACUACGAGCUGUACGAAGAAUCCAGCCAUUUGAAGAGUUGUGUAUCAGUUAUACAGAUAUUUUAUCUCCUUGUGUGGAGAGACGAACACAACUGAUGGAUCAGUUUCACUUCCUGUGUCAGUGUCAAAGAUGCAGUGAUGACCAGAGUGACUGUACCAUGUUGGGAGGGGAGGAGUCCAGGUGGACGAUCAUCAGAGACUCACUGCCUCAUCUGGAGACCCUACGACAUGGAGAGAAGUGGGUGGAGCUUCAGCAGGCGUGUCAGGCCCUGAUUGGUGCACACUCCGCUGCAGUUCCUGACUCUAAUGUGUUCAUGCUGAGGGUUUUGGACUCGCUCAUGGACUCCUGCAUCACUCUGAGUCAGUAUGAGACAGCGCUGCAGUAUGGGACCAGGACACUGACGGCAUACCUGCUGCAUUAUCCUGAUCCUCACCCAUCACACGCAGUGGAGCUGCUGAGAGUCGCAAAACUGCAGCACUACAGCGGGGAUGUGGAGCAGGCCGAGAGAACCUUCACACGGGCGUAUGAUGUGAUGAAGGUGACUCAUGGUAGUGAUCACCCCCUCGUUACUGAAGUGUGCAGGAAGUUGGCUGAGUGUCAGGCUGAGAGACGAUGACUUUAAUCUCAUGCUUUUAUAUUUUUACAUUAAAAUUCAUUUUCACUGAAAUUAAAUAUUAAAACUUUAUCACUCAGAGUUUGAGUCUCGGUGUAGUGCUGAAUAAUAAAUAUGGAAAUGUGGA